AUUUAUGAGUAUUAUAAGUAUGAGUUUGAGUUUUGAAGGGAACACAGCAAAUCGUUUAGGAAUUGUCCCCUGUUCCUGUUCGUGCAGCUCUUGGAUGCAACAGCUGCACCGUCUCAAAAAAUCUCAGAAGUGGGCGUGCAGCGUACCUAAUUAUAAUGAGAAACCCACUUGGAACCGCUGCAGCUGUUAGAGGAAAUACCAGAAAUGACCUGAGCUUUUCACACAUAAUCCGCAUAUCGAUGACCUUGUAAAGGCCAACUUAAUGAUACCUCUGCAAUCGGGUUGCAUGACAAGUCCCCUGAUAGAUGGGGCUAUAAAAGAGCCAAGGUCUGCCACAGAGGCUCAUUCAGUUCAAGGAAGGACAACGCUUCGCAAGUUCAGUUCAGGGAAGGACAGAAGUAGCUCAAAUAAUGACAUAUCUUUGCUCAGAGAUGGAUAAGUUCAUGAAGUACGCCAACUUCUUCUAUACGACCGUUGGUUUUGAAGCCUACGCCACCGCGUCCCGACCGCCGAAAGACAGUCUUAGGAACAGGAUCGUGUUUUGGGGGAACUUGGUGAACCUGGCGAUUGUGGGAAGCGGCGAGGCAAUCUAUUUCUACUUGGCCAUCCGUGCCGGAAACCUUCUGGAAGCCGUCACCGUGAUGUCCUACAUUGGUUUCAUCAUCGUUGGCGUGAGCAAGAUAUUCUUCAUAAUGUGGAAGAAGCCAGCUUUGAGCGCUAUGGUGCAAGAGCUUGAGGAUCUGUUUCCGCGCGGAAAGGUGCAGGAAGCACAGUUCCACCUGGAGGACUAUCUGCGCUCCUGCUCGCGCAUCAGCUUCAACUAUGGUCUCCUAUAUUUCGUGCUCAUCUGGACCUUCAAUCUCUACCCCAUCAUGGAGCUGAUUGUGUUCGAAAAGUGGCUGAAGAUUCGAAUAGUUGGCAAGACGCUGCCCUAUCUGAUGUACGCUCCCUGGAAGUGGGAUGACAAUUGGUCAUACUAUCCGCUGCUGGUCGCCCAGAACUUGGGUGGCUACACCUCGGCAGCGGGACAGAUAUCCACCGAUCUCCUGCUCUGCUCUGUGGCCACCCAGGUGGUGAUGCACUUUGAUCAUUUGGCGAGGUCAAUGGAGAACCACAACCUAAGUGGCGAUUGGCCGGAGGAUUCUCGUUUUAUUUCCGAGGUAGUGCGCUAUCAUGAGCGGAUUCUGCGGCUAUCGGAUGUCGUGAAUGAUAUCUUGGGAGUCCCUCUGUUGCUGAACUUUAUGGUCUCUUCGUUUGUGAUCUGCUUUGUUGGUUUCCAGAUGACAGUGGGCGUCUCCCCCGAUAUGAUUACCAAACUGUUCUUGUACCUUGUCUCGUCGAUGAGCCAGGUGUAUCUGAUUUGCCAUUACGGACAGAUGGUUGCCGAUGCGAGCUUCGGCCUGUCUGUGGCGGUGUACAACCAGAACUGGAGCCACGCCGACGUUCGGUAUCAACGCGCCCUACUCCUCAUCAUAGCCCGAGCGCAGAAAACUACGCAUCUGAAGGCCACCAUCUUCUUGGACAUUACCAGAUCCACCAUGACCGAUCUCCUUCAGAUAUCGUACAAGUUCUUUGCUUUGCUCCGCACCAUGUAUGUCCAAUAGAGACCCCAAAUCCCUAAAACCUUCUCCAUGCACCCACUUCUAUGCUUUCAAAAGCUCAGCGCGAACUUAAUUAUGCGUCGGCAUGAGCCUUACACACACAUGUCCAUCGCAUUGCUGCUUCAACACACAGGAAAAAAAGAAAAAGAAAAACGCUGCGUACUUUUUAGCGGUCGCUGGGUGACGUUGAAAAGGCAAUUCUACGAGUACUCCGCAAUGCUCUGCACUGGAAAGGAGAGGAAAUAUCGUAUGUGGGCUACAACAGAAAAUUGCAAAGUAUAUUUUACGCUUCACUGCACAAAAGUUGUGCUUAUGAGUUUUCGCUUGGUUAUUACGCUCUUUGCAGGAGGGUAUUUGAGAAUUUAAGAAGGGUUUGCCUGCCUCCUAUACAAGGAAUAGUUAAUGUGGGGAACAGUGUAAGACUUGGGUUCAAACGGAUCGUUUGUG
Messenger RNA from Drosophila pseudoobscura, 2048 nucleotides. RefSeq names its product odorant receptor 85b-like. Bases 411 to 1604 code for a protein of 397 amino acids. Gene Ontology annotation, cellular component: plasma membrane. Lineage: Eukaryota; Metazoa; Arthropoda; Insecta; Diptera; Drosophilidae. Gene Ontology annotation, molecular function: olfactory receptor activity; odorant binding. The transcript is spliced from 4 exons. Gene Ontology annotation, biological process: detection of chemical stimulus involved in sensory perception of smell; sensory perception of smell. The record is from RefSeq and is a predicted model, not a curated record.